Messenger RNA from Aspergillus melleus, 1494 nucleotides. It is a transcript of the gene HER2, whose product is annotated as glutamyl-tRNA(Gln) amidotransferase subunit HER2. The record is from RefSeq and is a predicted model, not a curated record. The coding region runs from base 1 to 1494 and encodes 497 amino acids. Lineage: Eukaryota; Fungi; Ascomycota; Eurotiomycetes; Eurotiales; Aspergillaceae. Gene Ontology annotation, molecular function: glutaminyl-tRNA synthase (glutamine-hydrolyzing) activity. Gene Ontology annotation, biological process: glutaminyl-tRNAGln biosynthesis via transamidation; mitochondrial translation. Gene Ontology annotation, cellular component: mitochondrion; glutamyl-tRNA(Gln) amidotransferase complex. The transcript is spliced from 4 exons.
AUGUCCCUACUGCGCGAGGCCGAAAGGUAUAUCGCCAAACAGCAGUCGCAAGCAGCGCUCAAUGCCUUUAUAACUCCUCUAAAACCCUCGGGCCCGUGGCUUGACCGCGUGAAGGACGCGGAUCGUCGCAGGGAGAAAGGAAGGCCAAAGUCCGGGAUCGAUGGUCGCUUAAUCUCCGUCAAAGAUAACAUAUGCACUCGCAACUUGCCAACGACAUGUGGCUCUGGCAUUCUAGAACAGUUCGCCAGCCCAUCGAACGCGACGGUCGUGGAGCAAUUGGAGAGCGCUGGGGCCAUCGUGGCGGGGAAAACGAAUCUUGAUGAGUUUGGGAUGGGGUCUCAUUCCAUCCAUUCGCAUUUUGGUCCUGUUGGGGACCGGGGCAAUGCAGACGCCCCGUCCGUGGGGGGCAGCUCAGGAGGAAGUGCCGCCGCUGUCGCGACGGAUCAAUGCUAUGCAGCUUUGGGGACGGACACAGGUGGUUCGGUUCGACUCCCGGCCGCGUACACGGGGACGGUUGGCUUCAAGCCUUCUUACGGACUAAUCUCCCGGUGGGGUGUGAUUGCUUAUGCUAACUCGCUGGAUACUGUCGGGAUUCUGGGGAGGAAUACCACCGACACCCGCGAGAUCUUCAAUAUUCUGAACCAACACGACCCGCGCGACCCGACGAGCCUCUCCCCGCCCUCUCGCUCUCGUAUACUUUCCCGUCUAGAUACCCCGUCUCUUGCAUCUCGAAUGAAGUCUGCACCGCUGAAGAUUGGCGUGCCUGCCGAGUAUAACAUCUCGGAACUUGCUCCUUCAAUUCGUCGGGCCUGGUCUCGCUCCUUGGCCUACAUGCAACGACAAGGCCAUACCAUCCACCCGGUCUCCCUCCCAGCAACCAAGCUGGCCUUGUCUGCGUACUACGUACUCGCGCCUGCCGAAGCAUCCUCAAACCUGGCCAAGUACGAUGGUGUCAGGUACGGGACUCGUCCCGCGGGCCCCGAUGGUGGCACGCAACCGGACGAUUACCUGUACGCCACGACUAGGGGUGACGGGUUUGGCACCGAAGUCAAGAGACGGAUUCUGCUCGGCGCAUUUAGUCUGAGUGCCGAUGCCAUUGACAACUAUUUCAUACAGGCCCAACGCGUUCGGCGACUCGUUCAGCGUGACUUCAAUGAGGUCUUCAAUGCAGAGCAGCCCUUGGCUUCUCGUCGAACAGAGGCUGGCCCUAGACCGGGGACUUUUGGCGUAGAUGUUCUGAUAUGCCCGACUGUGCCGUCAUCACCACCGCGCAUAUCAGACUUAUUGGAAGGCGAUGCGGCGGCAUCCCCUUUGGAUGCAUACAUGAAUGAUGUCUUUACCGUGCCUGCCAGUCUAGCCGGUCUCCCCUCAGUGUCCGUCCCAGUUAAGGUGGAUGAAGGCGCUAGUUGUACUGGACUUCAGAUAAUCGGUCAGUAUGGUGAUGAUGAGCUGGUGCUGAGAGUGGGGGAGUCGUUGGAAGGACAAAGUCUCUGA